AUGGAAAUUGUUGCAGCUGGAGUAAGUAUUGCUAGCUGUCGGCGGGCGGCGGCGGGAGCGGGUUGUGGUGAGCGGAAGGCGUCGGUGGUGGGCGGCAGCAUCUGCUGCUGCGGGCGGGGACAGGAUGGAGGCAGCGUCUGCGGCGGGUGGCUGCAGGGGCCGCGCUUUGGCGGAGGGAGGCGGCGGUGGGUAUCGGAGGCGGGCGGCGGCUGUCCGCCUGUAGGGCCAGCGGUGCGAAGGCGGGCGGCGUCGGCUGCCUGGGUUGAAGGACGAAACCUCCCCCUUACGACGCUGCCCCUCCACCAGCCCACAGGGCUCGUGGCCGCUGCCGCCGACAGAGGCUGCCCACCUCCGUCGACCAACGCCGCCUGCUGCCCUCGCCCACCCACGUCGCCUCUCGUCUCUGCCUCAGCUGCCCACCUGCAGACAGCAGCCUCGGACGCCCCUCAGCGCCCGCCCCCCAGACACCGCCCGUCCCUGCAGCGCCAACAGCUGACGCCAACACCGCCUCCUCAACCAAGCCGCGGGCUCCAAGGCCGCCUCCAUCCGCCAAAGCGCAGCCACCGCCGCAGAGGCUGCCGCCCUUCUGCCCCCACCACCGCCCGCCAGUGCUUUCUCCCGCUGACACCGACGUCGCUGCCUUCGCCAACACUCACCGACGCCCAGCGCCCCCCACUGACAGACGCCCCCAGACUCCUACCGCCGCCAACCGGGGCCCCGUGCCAAGGAACUAGCUCCCUCGCCGCCUUGCAGCAGCCUCUGCUCAUAAUACUUUCGCCAAGGAGAUGUACAGAUGGCCAACAGACAUAAAAAGAUGCUCAGUAUCACUCACCACCUGGGAAAUGCAAGUCUAAACCCUAUGAGAUGUCAUUCACAUCAGCCAGAAUGGCCACCAUCCAAGAGACAAAAAGAACAAGUGCUGGCGAGAAUGUGGAGACAAGGGAACCCUCGGACACUGAUGAUGGGAUGGCAAGUUGAUGUAGCCACCAUGGAAAGCAGAAUGAAGGUUUCUCAGGGAACAACUGUGCUCUCUAUAAUGCUAAGGGAUGAAGGAGGACACUGAAUGGUGGCUUACUAAGAAGGCUAAAUGGAGUUACCUACCUACCUGGUGUGACCCUGGAGAUAGAGAACAGCAGAUGUUUGCAGAAAUGGAUCAAGCAGAACUUUGAUGAGUUGACUUAAGACACACAAAGUUGUUCCCUUUGGAGACCUUGUAGGGAAAACAAAAGUGUCACUAAGAGUGUAAGCCAAACUUACUGGGCUUCCCCACUAAGGAGGGACAGUCCACUAGCAGAUUGUUGUUUUUCCAAGGCAGGGAGGAUGGGUCACAGCGGAAGCCCUGAUUUACAGGCAACCUGCCACGUGCAAAGGGGUGGGAAGGAUGCUCUCACCUGUGGUUAUUCAUGCUCCAGGGUCUCCAUGCUGAGGCCAAUCUCCCCAGCAGUCUGCCCCAACCUAGCCCCCUGACUGCUAGGCAGUUUUGGGGAGCCAGCUGCCUUCCUCAAGCUCUACUAGUGCACAGGCACCCACAGACACACACACUGCCCCAGACUGCACAGUGCUUUAACACACACACAACACCACACACGCAGACAUGGUGCAAGAGCUAACUCACAUGGACACAUGAAGGCGGGGAACGGACAACAAGGCGACCCACUCACCAAUGGGCCAGGAUGCCUCCACGCAGCCGCAGGGACCUACACACCCCCUGGACUCCCGUGCUGACCCGUUGGGUACACAGGAGCACCCCUCCCCUGCAGAUGCACCCUCGCAGCGCCCAUGCCCACAUGCCCAUGGACCUGACACGGAAACCAUUACCUGCAGUCAGAGAAGCUGGCGGGUCUGGAGAGCUCCUGGCUGAGACCAGGUCACCUUCCUGCCUGGGUGAGUGCGUGUACUGCCCAUAGCUUUCCAACGCCCACCUGUACCUUUCAACUUUCCUUCCAGGGCCCAUGCACCACCCCCAAACUCCCUCAUCAAAAAGCCAACGUGGGGGUGGCCACUUACUGUGAGCUGCUGCUGCAAGGAGAAGAGGCCUGCUUGAGGAAGAGGGCACUGGGUCCCUGGCAGGGGGUCGGGGAAUCUGAGGCUGGCGGGAGGAGGUUGCAGUAGAAGGCCGCAGGUCAUUGGUGGUGGAGGUCAAUGACCAGCGGAGCAGGGCAUUGGCAAGCGAUGGGCGGUGUCAGCGGGAGAAGGCCUUGGCAGCGGUGGUGACUGCAAGCAUGGGGGAGGUGUCAACGGAGGCAUCAGCAGGCGGGGACAGGCAGGUGGCUGCACUUUGAUGGAGAGAGGUGGUGGUGGGCACCAGAAGCAGGCGGCGGCCUCAGAGUCCGGCUGCCUUGGUGUCUGCAGCUUGGCUGGCGAGGGCGCGUCAACCACUAGCGUGGCAGUGACAGGUGGUGUCUGGGUGGGGCGGGCGCUGAGGGACGUCUGAGGCUGCUGUCUUCACGUGGGCAGCUGAGGCAGAGGCGAGAGGCGACAUGGAUGGGCUUGUGCAGAAGGCAGUGUUGGUCGGUGGAGACUGUUCACGGUGUGGGUUGGUGGGGGAGGUUUUGGCCUUCAACCCAGGCAGUCUAUGCUGCUCGCUUCCUCACCGCUGGCCCAGAGGCGGGCAGCCCUCACCUGGCCUCCAGCCACCGCCUGUCUCCGUUACCCACGGCGGCCUCCCUCCGCCAAAGCACAGCCCCUGCAUCCACCCGCAGCAGACAUUGCCUCCAGCCUGCCCCCGCUCACAGCCGUCGCCUUUCGCUCACCACCAUCUGCUCCUGCCCCCCGACUGCCGCCACCCAUCUUCGCUGUCCCCCUCACUGCCGACACCGCCCACCGCUGAUGCCCGCCACGUGGGGGAGCGGCCACUUACCAUGAUCAUGUGCUGCUGCUGGGAGAAGGCCUGCGUGGGAAAAAGGCGUCAGGUCCCUGGCGAGGAUGGGCCCCUCGGAGGCUGCGGGAGGUGGCCGGUGGCGGUGGUGGGCAGCACCAGCGGCGUCAGUGGGAGAACGCAUGGGGCGGGUGGCUACAGGCAGCGUUUUGGCGGUGAGAGCGGCAGGCACCUGGUUAAGGCCGCAUCGGCAGGCGUGGGAGGGGGGCGAUGUCUGUGGGUGGGGCAGGCGCUGACAACGUCGGAAGCUGCGGUCUGCAGAUGGGCUGGGAGAGGGAAGUGAGACAACUCUGGGUGGGCGACCCGGCGGGCGGCGACGGGAGUCAGAGGUGGGCAGCUGUGGUGGUGGACUGUGUGGUUUCCUGUGGGAUUGGGGGAUGUGGCAUAAUGGGACGGUGUCGGCCCUCAACCCAUGCCCCAGCUGCAGCAUGCCUCCGCGCCUCAGAGUUGGGUGCCCAUGCCACCCGCAGCCGCAGCUGGUCUCCCAUGUCUACCCGCCGCCUCCCUCCGCACCAGCGCAGCCACUGGCAGCCAGAAGCCGCUUCCCUCCAGUACCCGCCCGUUACCUCCCGCUGACACCCUCCCCACACUCCUGUGUCCCCACCGCCGCCAGCCAAUGAUUUCGCUGACCCGGCCAUCGCUGUCUCCUAAUUCUCUCCCAGGGGCGAGGGCAAGCGAUGUGUGGGCUGGGGGCGCUGGCAGGGUGCGCUGCGUGCCCGGCGUGGAGAGCCGGAAAAGUCUCAGAAGGUAGAGGCGCACAACCGUGGCAGCAACGGUGGCCGGGCAGGUGAGCCGCACGUGUGUGUGCUAAAGCAACUACCCGGUGUGUGGCAGCGACUGCCUACCUGCCUCCACCAACCCACACACAACCUCAGGCUGCUGUGUGCCACCAGCCUGAGGGCCAGAGCACCUGCUAGCAAGGUCCUUCCAUCGUGACCCCCAGGACACCUGGCACAUUAGAAUAUUUAGCAUUAGAAUAAAACUUUUUAGAGGGCAUGGCUGCCUCCAGUACAUGCAACGUACAAGCCCAGAGCAAGUAUAGCCUAUACUGUAGUGUGUGUGUGGUGUAUUUGAGCUGUGAAGUCACUGGAAUCGCAAUCCCUGUCCUCAUCUGGUACAAGGUAAGGAAGAGUUACUAUGGAGUCCAAAGGACACCUCUUGCCUGGUGACGGACAACCUAGCCAGUCAGACUUGGGGUGGCCCAGAAAAGCAGGAAGUCACUGGCUGAGUUCUGGUAUCUCCUCAGUACAGAAGAUGCUGGAGAAUACAAGUGCCAUGCAUCCAGUUCCCAAGGACAGGUUUCAGCACCAGCAAAAAUGAUAGUGGUUAAGGCAUUAUGUGAAACACCACUGAAAAAAAGUGAACAUGCUGAGCUAUAAACCUGCAGAAAAUAUUAGUUUGCAUAGCUAAAAGUAGUCAGGGAGAACAGCCCCUUUCUUGCUUAAUGACCAAUUUCUUUUCAUCCAAUUCACUAGUAUUUUAGUUAUAUUCACUGAUUUUACAUAGAAAAAUACAAAAUAGAGAUUAACACAUCAACUAUAAAACCUUAUUGUGUAUUUACAGAAGAAAAGCAUGCAUAUACUUAGAAUCUUUUACCACACAUGCACCCCCCCACACACAGAAACCAGUCUAGGCUACACUUGCUCUGGGGUUGUAUGUUGCAUGUGUUGGAGGCAGCCAUGCUCUCUAAAAAGUGUGUUUCUAAUGCUAGAACUUGGAGGAAUACAGAGAAGUCUAUAUCCCUACACAAAGUAUUCACCAGAAUACUGGGGAAACUAGAACUAAAUGAUCCAGUUCAAUCAGCAUCCAGGUUUCAACUGUCAGCAGUUUUGGACUCAGGGGGCAAGCCAAAGAGUUUGGGGGACAUUCAAUUGUGAGCUGAGAACUAUUCUGUGGUGCAAGUUUCAACAACAAGGUGUGCACAACAAAGUAAGUACUUGACUCUGCAUGUUAGUAGCAGUUGAGUACUCAUCUGAAGCUGAAGUUUUGCUUCUAAUAAUGUGUCACCUUAACAUUGUUGAGUAUAUCUUGGGUCCUAAAGCUUAUGAUAAUGACAAGAAACUGGAUAAGUUCACAAACCUAGAAGAGAUCAUUCAGGUACUGGAUAAAGAUUCUUCUCUGAACAGUUUACAACUGCUACAUCUAAUUUUCAAAUGGCUGAGUCCAUAUCCCAUUUUAUGGGAGGAAGUUUAUUAUAAAUCUUUCUCCUUGAAGUGGUUUGGUAUUUUACUUUUAAAGAACCAUCUGGAAAUGUUUGUGUUUCCUGUUUAAGCUAUCUCAAAAAAUAAAUGAAAAUUUUUUACUGGGAUUAAACCUGAUGUUUUUCCAUAAUCAAAUGUCUUUUAGGCUAUGUUCUAUUACACAGGUGCCAAAGUAACCAAAAAGCUAAAAUGUAUGUACCUACAAUAAUGUGAUCAGUUUCUCAAACAUUGUAACAUUGCAUACCAAAAAUUCAUCAGUCCAUUACAUGCAAUUAUUAAUGACAAUGUCAAACAUUACAAUUUUUGCAAAAAUAUAAGUGUGCUCUUAUCUCUUCCAUCUCUCAUUUUUUCAGUGUCUUCAUCAUUUUGAAAGGAUCAUGCUUUGAACAAACAGCAGUUAAUGUAGAAACAAGGAACAUCUCAAUUUUCUCACUGCUAACUCAGCUUACUGAGCCAGUUUCACAAUUCUCACAUUCCUGAGUCCUAGGAGAAAAUGCUAGUUUAGAGUGUUAAAAUUGAUGCAGAUUAGAGUGUAAAGGGUAAUUAUAAAUUAGCACAAAAUCCUACAGAGUGUUUUUAGCACCAUUAAUCAACACCCACCUAGGUAUACACUUGUUUAGUGAGAGCUGAGAUUUCAAGGAGUUAAAAAAUAUCUAAAAUAUGCUCUUCUAGUUAAGUAAUAAAAAAUGCAGUUUGUCUUCUAAUCAGGUUUGUGGGUUUUCAAGGAAAAAUACCCAAUAUGUCAUUCAAGCAUAACUUUUAUUUUAUACUACAGAAUUAUUUAAAUCCUAUACUCUCGAGGAGAACAUCUUUUAAACACUUGUGGUUUUUAUAUUUUUUUAUCUUUGUGUCAGUGCUGUUGUGUACCUGUUCUUGUUGAGACUGAUCUGUUUUCUUUCUCCUCCCUUGGUUCUUGUAAAGGCUGCUGCCUGUGGCACCAUGGUUCCCACUUUCAAUACAGGAUGCUGCUGGUGUUCCCUCCUCUUUUGUCUGUCAGACUCCUAGAUUCAAAGAGGCCACUCAGAUGAAUCUGCUCAUGAGCACAGAGGGGUUCUUGGUUCUUCAAGUUUUGCAAGCCUGCUCUAUUAAUUAAAGCCCCUCUGCCUUUUUUUCUCUCCUUCCUGAUGAUGUGAAGUCAGUGGCAGCCUGGAAGGGCAGUAAGCUAAAGGGAGAAGGCAGUCAAAGACAAGCAUCUGUGCUAUAGGUGGUGAGGAAGGUAGUUCCCGCAGAUGCUGAAUGUGAAAGGAGACUCAUGGGUGGUGCAGGGCAGAUAGGACCAGAUUCCUGGGCCCCUGGAUUUAGAGGUGCCUGCAGGGUUGCUGGGAGAGUGGAUCCAUCUGGAGAAGGGGGUUUGUAUGGGUUGCACAGGCUUUGGGGUCUCACUAGCAUUUGGCAUAUGCCAUGGGUGCACUCUUGCAGAGGAAGAGCAUGUGGAGUUAGAGGACAGAGUCUGAGAAGCAGGAACUGUAUAGUUAGAAGCAAAGUCUGGAGACUCUGUUGUCAUAAAAGGUGAGGAAAGUGGUGCUUCAUUAUCAAGAAAGAACUGAAAGCAUCAAACACUCCUGAGGGGUUAGUGAGAUACAUAGAGAAAACAGCACCAUCUGAGACUGUAAAGAGGGCUUCUUCCUGAAGAUGCAGGGCAUAGUGGGCCGAGUACAGUGACCACACACAGGCCUUAACUGCUACCAUUCUACAGGUGGCACAAGUACACAGUUCUGCAGAUCACACGAUGCAGACGAGGAGGCUCCUGCUGGGCUCUGUGAUGCGCCCUAUAACCUCCAGUAUUCUCCUCAUUUCAUAUUUGUCACUUGACUUUCAGAGUCCUGUGCCAUUGAAUUUUGGCUCAACUAGAUGGUAAGCCAUGUCCUGAGCCCAUGUGAUUCACUAGAGUUGACCACUAAGGCUAGAUAUUUAUUAUAAAGUGAUAAACCAUCCUCCCUAAAUCCUCUCUAUAAUUUCCAAAUAGCUAGCAUGGCAAGGCAAUUCCUGUAAAGGAGAACCUCUCCCAGGGUCACUCAUUUUAUUUUUUUUAGCUUUUGUUUAGUAAUUAUACCGCACUCAGGAGUUGGUACUAUUAAGGGAAUUUUUCACUUGUGGGGCACUAUAUAUUUUUCACAGCAUUUACAAACUGUUUUCCUCUAAAAUCAUGGGGUAAAAUAAACUUGUGGGUAAGGAGAAUAAGGAAAAAAAUGGAUAUAUGGAAUAGUACUGUGAAAUACCCAAUGUGUCUAACUUUUUUUUUUCAAAAUCGAUUAUAAGAUAAAUGUACUUUUAAGGCACCCUUCAUACAAAUCACUCUUAAUAAAUUAACAACUUAUACAAAGCCCUGUGAGACUCUGCAGGAAUCCCAUUUACUAAAGGGAAAAUGACGCAUUUAUAUUAACUUACUUCAGGUCACUUAAGAUGUCAGUAAUGUAAAGAAGGAAAUCAGAACAUAUGCCACACACAAGAAUUCUAAUUCCUCCAAGUCUCAAUUUUGUGAUUUUCAAACUCUGUUGUACAGAGGAGUAACAAAUUUAGUUUUCUCAGACUAGGGAAGGUAAGAUUCAUCUUAUUUCUGCUCUGUUGGAAAUAAUGAAACCAAAUUCAGUUUCACAGAAUAUUAUCUGGAAGCAAACUGAGCCCAUUUGCUGUGUAAGGAAGUCUCUUUGCCAGCCGAUGUUCAUAAGAUGAAUAUACAGGUGAAAGAUAAGCAAUUUAUUUUUAUUUCAUACUGAGAAUGGCAAUUUAAACUAUAGUGCAUUUGUCCUUUGAAGGAAAUGCAAAAUAUAGUUCAAAUAUCUUUCUAUUUUUGUCAAUAUAAAAAUAAGUAAUAUAAAUAGUAAUCCAAUUUUGAGCUAUGGGACAAGUGUAGCAAUCACAUAUUUCACAAUGAUGUUAUUAUCAGUAUAUAUAUACACAGGUGAGUUUCAGAAACUACAUUCCAGUCCCACUUACUUUGUGACUUAUACCUGGAGUACCAUUACCCAGAAAAUCAGUCAGGCAUUAAUAGCUAUAAAUGGGAAAUAUACAAGCUGAAAUUCUACAAUGGGCACUGAAUACCACACUCUUAAGUGUAUAAAAGCAAUAAUAAAGAGUGCAAAAAUAUGGAAAUAUUAUUUUCAAGCUGGAAGGAAUCUUUGAAAAAUAUCUAAUCAAAAUCCUUUAUUUCACAUCUAAGUUAUAAAAAAAAAAGAGAAAGAUCCCUGCUAGUGGCUCCCUAUACUUACAAGGGCUCCUAAGUGCCAUGUGUAAAUUUCAACAGAGGACAGCAACUAUGGGAAGCACAGUGAAUCACAUGAAGUAACUCACCCAGAAACACGGGACAAGUAAGUGUUCCAGGAGUGUAAAAAAGAAAAGUCUCUCAAAGUUCUACUGCCUACCUGCCUAUCUAUCAUAUGCCUCUUAACACAAAAAAACUUC
Molecule: messenger RNA, 8481 nt
Organism: Manis javanica (Malayan pangolin)
Lineage: Eukaryota; Metazoa; Chordata; Mammalia; Pholidota; Manidae
Source: RefSeq, a predicted model, not a curated record